Molecule: messenger RNA, 2360 nt
Organism: Mus caroli (Ryukyu mouse)
Lineage: Eukaryota; Metazoa; Chordata; Mammalia; Rodentia; Muridae
Gene: Eif2d
Product: eukaryotic translation initiation factor 2D
Biological process (GO): translational initiation; formation of translation preinitiation complex
Molecular function (GO): translation initiation factor activity; RNA binding
Source: RefSeq, a predicted model, not a curated record
CUAGGGCGGGCCAGCAUCAGGGCUAGGGCUGGAAGGAAACGUGCUGGGGUUCCUAGUCCGCUGCUUUUUGGCGCCGAGUCCUCAGCAUGGCUGCCUCCAGGGUUGAGGGUCCGGGAGCCGCCACACCUUCGUUUUGUUGACCGCCCCUGGCGUCUGUGCUCUUCUUGUCUUUCCUGAGCUACUCCAGCAGACAUGUUCGCUAAGGCCUUUCGGGUCAAGUCCAACACAGCCAUCAAGGGCUCGGACAGGAGAAAGCUCCGGGCCGAUGUGACAGCUGCUUUCCCUGCCCUGGGAACAGAUCAGAUCUCUGAAUUGAUACCUGGAAAGGAAGAGCUAAAUGUUGUGAAGUUGUAUGUUCACAAAGGGGAUUCGGUGACUGUGUACACCAGUGGUGGUAACCCCAUCCUAUUUGAACUGGAGAAAAAUUUGUAUCCAACAGUGUACACAUUGUGGUCCUAUCCAGAUAUUCUACCAACUUUUAUAACAUGGCCUCUGGUGUUGGAAAAACUGAUCGGGGGAGCAGAUUUGAUGCUGCCAGGGGUAGUGGUGCCCCCUACUGGUCUUCCUCAAGUACAGCAAGGCGACCUCUGUGCCAUUGCCUUGGUGGGGAACAGAGCGCCCGUUGCAAUUGGAGUGGCCGCCAUGUCCACAGCUCAGAUGCUGGCUUCAGGCCUGAAGGGAAAAGGUGUCUCUGUGCUCCACACUUAUCAGGACCACUUGUGGAGAUCUGGAGACAAGUCCUCUCCACCUGCCAUUGCCCCACUGGACCCCACAGAUAGCUGUGGAGAAAAGGUGCACCUUGGUCUGCAGGGAACCCUGAGGAGCCUGACCCUGGAUGGAGAGGAGGAGAACGGUCAGGUUCCUCUCCCAGAAGCCUCUGAGGACACCAGCUCCAGGGCCCCGAGCCAGGAUUCCUUGGACGGCAAGCCCCUUCAGGAACAAAUGGAUGAUCUGUUACUGCAGUGCUUCCUGCAUGCCCUGAAGAGUCGAGUCAAGAAAGCUGACCUCCCGCUGCUCACCAGCACAUUCCUUGGCAGUCACAUGUUCUCCUGCUGUCCUGAAGGACAGCAACUGGAUAUAAAGAAGUCAAGCUAUAAAAAGCUCUCUAAGUUCCUGCAGCACAUGCAGCAGGAGCAGAUUGUCCAGGUCAAGGAGCUGAGCAAAGGGGUGGAGAGCAUUGUGGCUGUGGACUGGAGGCACCCGAGGAUCACGUCUUUCGUCAUCCCCGAGCCUUCCCUGACUUCCCAGACUGUCCAGGAAGUUAGCAGGGAACAGCCCUAUCUCCCUCCAGAUAUAAAAUCCCUCUACUGUGUCCCAGCCAACAUGACCCAGCUCUUCCUGGAGUCUGGCCACAAGAAGGGGAGCACCCUUGAGGGCAGUGAGGUCCGAAGGAUCAUCACGGACUAUGCCAAGAGAAACAGACUGGUAGAUGCAGACAACAGAAAUCUGGUGAAGUUGGAUCCUAUCUUAUGUGACUGCAUCUUAGAGAAAAAUGAGCAGCACUUGGUCACGAAGCUCCCAUGGGACUGUCUCCUGACCAGGUGUUUGAAAAAUCUGCAGCCUGCCUACCAAGUAACAUUUCCUGGCCAGGAACCCAUUCUAAAGAAAGGGAAACUCUGUCCAAUUGAUAUCACCCUUGCACUGAAGACCUAUAAUAAAAAGGUGACUGUGGUCCGGAACUUGGAGACUUAUGGUCUAGAUCCGUGCUCAGUGGCCGCCAUUCUCCAGCAGCGAUGUCAGGCAAGCACCAUCGUUUCUCCUGCCCCUGGGGCCAAAGACAGUCUGCAGGUGCAGGUCCAGGGAAACCAGAUCCACCACCUUGGCCAGCUACUGCUUGAAAUCAUGUGGUGAGCCCGGCAGUGCCUGGAACUCAGCGGUGCUGUGACAGGGGUCCCUUUGCUUGUAACUAUGCUGCAGGACUGUUGCCUGUAUUGCAGAUGGGAAAGCUGAGGUCCAGCGAAACUCAGUACCUUGCCUGGAACUCACCUAAAUCUUGAGUACUGUAGCUGGGCUCCGAAUCUUUUUAUUCUUUAGAGCCAAAAUUCUUUAGAUUCCCUCUGGGUCUUUAGCCUCUUCUUUGUCCUUCAUUUAAGUCCUCCAAAGUUCUGCCUUAGUCAGCUUUCUAAAGUAAAUAUAAUCUUGUCACUCUCCCUGUAGAGCCUUUGUGUCUUAUUUGUGCCUUCAGGAACAAGCCCCUCCUAGCCUGCCUUGUUUUUCCUGCAGGCUCUCUCCCUCCUCCUUACACAUCCUAACGCUGCUCCAGCUAGUUUCCUACUGUUCACAAAUACCCCGGGCACUUGCCAUCUCCCUGCUUUUGCCUGCUGUCCCCUUGCCUUGUGUGCCUCAUAGCCCUGGUCUUG